This is a messenger RNA of Peniophora sp. CBMAI 1063, 714 nucleotides long. Lineage: Eukaryota; Fungi; Basidiomycota; Agaricomycetes; Russulales; Peniophoraceae. The record is from the annotation of a GenBank genome assembly.
AUGUCGGCUAGCAACGGAUCGGACGUUAACCUCACCUCUGCGUAUGCUGCGCUAAGUCUAGUCGGCGCCAUGUUAGAGUAUAUUCAGGGCACCAUAUACUUUGACCUCGGCUCGCAAAACUUUAUUGAGCUAGCGCCGACGUAUACGGGGGUGCUCAACUCCCUUGUCUCUACAUAUGCAGAGUUCUCAGGGGGUAUCGGCACCCUUUCCCUUUCCCUUUCUAAGGACAUGGCAUACAAUGACAUGGGGAGCCUGCUAGAACAGGCUUGUACAAACCUGACUGCAUCAUUGAUGUCGGACGCGGCCACCCCCAGGCCUACUAGGAAUGUUACUGGGACCAGCAUGCCAAAUUACAAUGUGUACGAGUACCACGCAGUACGCCUGUGGCUGGCAUACGGUAUUGCCCUGGCCGCAUCCCUGUUGGCCGACGCAUACGGAUUGGUCUGCGUCUACCAGAAUGGCGGAGCGAUGCAACGCUCGUUCUCCUCCAUCGCCGCAUCAGUGCGGAAUCGCGAUCUAGACGCGCUUCUCGGCGAGCCCGGAGAGGCGUCACCGGUUCGUGCUGAGAAGACCAAGCUGCGCUACCGCUCUGGAAGGUUUGUUAGGGGAGCAAGAGCAGGUUUCGCGAUUGCCGAGGAUCGCAACGAUGAAGAUGUGGAGUUGGGCGAGGCGACGGGCCUGAGAGGCGACGGGCCUGAGAGGCGACGGGCCUGA